CAUUUUUUGUGAGUCUUCAGAGAAAUAUUACAAAGUUGCUGGAAUGAGGAGAAUUGAAAGCGAGUUUUCCCGAUUUCAAAAUUUCAAAUGGAAAUCAGCAAUCAAGGUAAUUCAGGUGGAAAUAUUUACCUUCCUGCAUGCUUUAGAGUAAACCUAGCGAUGCGAGCGGAAAUCACGCUUUAUGUAGCCUACAGCGAAACGUGAAAUAAGUCAAGAUUUCCGUAACUUCUAUGAGCUUUGGGCUAAGAAGUCUCCGAAAGGGAGAAGCAUAGCAUUCCAGCUAACAUAGCCUACCGUAUCGUUGCCGUUAGACCACGUCUCUCCCAGUAAGUCAGGUCUUUGGCUACACUUGAUUUUGUUUUAUAGUGUUUGGGACAACAUUAAGAUGAAAUAAUAUCUGCUCAAAAGCAACGUUUUCAUUUUGGCUCUCCAAAUCAAUGCAAAACCACUCUAGGUUGGGCUCGUAUUCAUGCUCUGCUUUCUCCAUCUCAUUGGCAGAGACAAAUGAGACCCGUAUCCAACUCGGUCUUGCAACAUAAGUAUAGAUACAUUUUAAAACCAUCUACCCCUGAAAGUAACAUUUUGUUGGGUCAACCUAUGGAGACUUCAUUAUUUUUUCAGUAGACCUUUGUAUGGAUUUGCAAAUCAUACAGGCCAGACCAUCGAUCCUUUAAUAGUUAUGUUAGUUAGUCAAGUGUUACGUUAGUCAACAUUUUAAAAAGCCACCCCUUUCGCCAACGACUUCAGCCCACAAGACCCUUCUAUCUAAACCAGGAAUGUGGACGGAAGACACCCACUGAGCGACGUAGUGGCCGUCGUGGUAGCCCGUGACUGCACGCUGCACUGAGAAAGUUUUCGAGCCCCCACACCAGACAUCGCCGUCCGACUCCGCAUAGAGGGGAAUGAGAGCCUCUUCAGGCUUUCUCUACUACCGGUUCCAGGAAAACAUUUGGACAAAAAAAGCCACUUGAAGAAGCAUACGGCUGCCCCAACUCAUAAUGCGGACAGAUUGAACAGCGUCAGGAAACAAUAAUACUCCGUGGACUGCUUGUGUUGCAAGAAUCUAUUGCUGGAUCUACCGAGCUCUGGUGCUGAACAAAAAUCGCAGUUUUUUUUCUUUAUCACGGCCAACUUACCAAGGAAAGAUAAUUACCAGAGGUUUGACCUGAUCUGACAGAGAUGACGUCCCCCGCGAAAUUUCGUAAGGACAAGGAGAUUAUUGCAGAAUAUGAGACUCAAGUUAAAGAGAUCCGGGCCCAGCUGGUGGAGCAGCUGAAGUGUCUGGACCAGCAGUGUGAGCUCCGUGUGCAGCUCCUCCAGGACCUGCAGGACUUCUUCCGCAAGAAGGCCGAGAUCGAGAUGGACUACUCCCGUAACCUGGAGAAGCUGGCCGAGCGCUUCCUGGCCAAGACACGCAGUACCAAGGACCACCAGUUCAAGAAGGAGCAGACGGUGUUGUCCCCGGUGACCUGCUGGAACCUGUUGCUGAGCCAGGUGAAGAGGGAGAGCCGAGACCACGCCACCCUGAGCGACCUGUACCUCAACAACAUCAUCCCCCGCUUCGCCCAGGUCAGCGAGGACUCUGGGCGCCUCUUCAAGAAGAGCAAGGAGGUGGGUCUGCAGCUGCAGGAGGAUCUGAUGAAGGUUCUUAAUGAGCUGUACACGGUGAUGAAGACGUACCACAUCUACAACACGGACAGCAUGAACGCCGAGAGCAAGCUGAAGGACGCGGAGAAGCAGGAGGAGAAGCAGAUGGGGCGCUCCGUCCGCCAGGAGGACCGCCAGAGCCCCCGCUCCCCCGACGCCCUCGCCACCGUCAGGAUCGAGGAGAAGCACGUGCGCCGCUCCUCCGUCAAGAAGAUCGAGAAGAUGAAGGAGAAGCGCCAAGCCAAAUACACUGAGAACAAGCUGAAAGCCGUCAAGGCCCGGAAUGAGUACCUGCUGCAGCUCGAAGCCACCAAUAGCUGUGUGUUCAAGUACUACAUCCACGACCUCUCCGACCUCAUAGACUGCUGUGACCUGGGCUACCAUGCCAGCCUGACCCGGGCCCUGCGGACCUACCUGUCGGCCGAGUUCAACGUGGAGGCGUCCAAGCACGGCGGCCUGGAGGGCAUCGAGGGCGCCGCCGAGAACCUGGAGGCCAACGCUGACAAGCAGCGGCUCAUGGAGUCCUACAACAACGUCUUCUGCCCCCCCAUGCGCUUCGACUUCCAGUCCCACAUGGGAGACUCGAUGGAUCAGAUGUGUGCUCAGCAGCCGGUGCAGGUGGAGUUGUUGCAGAGAUGUCAGCAGCUCCAGUCUCGUCUGUCCACACUGCGCAUCGAGAAUGAGGAGGUGAAGAAGACCAUGGAGGCCACGCUGCAGACCAUCCAGGACAUGGUGACCAUCGAGGACUUCGACGUCCAUGACUGCUUCCACCACAGCAACUCCAUGGAGUCGGUCAAGUCCUCCAUCUCAGAGUCCUACAUGAGCAAGCCCAGCCUGGCCAAGAGGAGGGCCAAUCAGCAGGAGACUGAGCAGUUCUACUUCACGAAGCUGAAGGAGUUCCUGGAGGGGCGCAAUCUGAUCACCAAGCUGCAGGCCAAGCAUGACCUGAUCCAGAAGACCCUGGGAGAGAGUCAGAAGACCGACUACUGCCUUGCCAGUGGAAGAAGGAGUUCCACAGUGCGGAAGCAGGACUCGAGCCAGGUCAUCCCCCUGAUGGUUGAGAGCUGCAUUCGCUUCAUCAGUCGUCAUGGUCUGCAUCAUGAGGGCAUCUUCAGAGUGUCUGGCUCCCAGGUAGAGGUGAACGACAUCAAGAAUGCCUUUGAAAGAGGCGAGGAUCCUCUGGCUGGGGACCAGAAUGACCAUGACAUGGACUCCAUCGCUGGCGUGCUCAAGCUGUACUUCCGGGGGCUCGAUCAAGCGCUCUUCCCGAAGGAAGUUUUCCAUGAACUCAUUUCCUGUGUCUCCAUGGAGUCUCUCCAGGAGAGGGCUGUCCACAUCCGUAAGGUCCUAGUGCAGCUGUCCAGCAACACCCUGGUCAUCAUGAGAUACCUGUUUGCUUUCCUCCACCACCUGUCUCAGUACAGUGAGGAUAACAUGAUGGACCCGUACAACCUCGCGAUCUGCUUCGGCCCCACCCUCAUGUCGGUCCCCGAGAGCCAGGACCAGGUGUCCUCCCAGGCCCACGUCAACGAGCUCAUCAAGACCAUCAUCAUCCACCACGACGCCAUCUUCUCCGGCCCCCGCGACCUUCAGGGGCCCGUGUACGACCGAGGAGGGGUCCCCGAGGAGUACUGUGAGAGUCCACACAGUGAGCCCCCCCUAGUGGAUGAACCUGCUCCUGACACUGUCUCCGAGGUCCACAACAGCGAUGACGGAUCAUUGGUUGUUUCAGAGUCGGACCCCAUUGAGGCGAUCGCGCGCUACGACUACUCUGGCCGCACCAAUCGCGAGCUGUCGUUCAAGAAGGGGGCGUCUCUUCUGCUCUACCGCCGCGCCUCUGAUGACUGGUGGGAGGGGCGUCACAAUGGAGCCAGUGGACUGGUUCCGCACCAGUACAUAGCCCUGCAGGACACGGCAGAGCAAUGGCCCUUCACAAUUCCUGUGCACGUCCCUGACCACCAGUACAUAGCACUGCAGGACAUGCCUGAUGGCUUCACUGGUAGAGGCAGUCCCAAAGCUGACCUGGAGGGCUCCCAUGAGUCUGGCCUGCAGGGAGAGAAAGUGUCCACUAGAGGCAGCGCUAGCUCACCCACAGGAGGCCAUGUGGCUGACAUCUACCUGGCCAACCUCAACAAGAUGAGGAAGCAGUCCAGUGGGAGUAUCAGAAGAGCCUUCCGGACCGCGGAGGGUCUGAGUGAGGUCUUACCCCCGCCCUUGUCUCCGGGAGCAACAGGGGGUAGUAUGCGUGCCACCUCCAUGCCCGUGGCGGGCCUGGCGAAGGAGGGCGGAGCCGACAAGCGCCCGGUGAGCGCCCACAGCGUGCUGAACUCCAUCACACGCCACUCCUCCCUCAAGACCAAGGUGGAGAGCCCGCAGAUCCGCAAGGCCACCACCGCGGGGCGCUCCAAGAGCUUCAGCAACCACCGGCCCUUUGACCCGGAGGUGUUCGCCCAGGUGGAGCAUAGCUCCCAGGACAUCGAGGCCACCAUGAACACGGCUCUGAGCGAGCUUCGGGAGCUGGAGAGGCAGAGCUCGGUGAAGCACGCCCCCGACGUCGUCCUGGAUACGCUGGAGCAGCUCAAGUCUGGGGGCGUGGUUGGAGGCGGGGUCUCUGAACCGUCCAGCCCCCUGCACUCCCGUCUGCUGCGGGAGGUGGACGCCCCCCAGCACCCGCUCCAGCGCAGCGCCAGCUCGGCGUCCGACAUGCCCAGCACCUUCCGCCCGGGCAAAGGUGCCAACCCCAAGAGCCCGCUGCUGGCCUCCUGCUCCUCCCCGACCUCCUCUUCCUCCUCCAUGGGCCUCUCCUCCUCCUCCUUCAGGGAGAUCCGCCCCCCCGCCACGCGCCCCAAGCCAGUGGUGUUCCCCAAAACUGGAGGCUCGUCUGGGAGCAGCGGAGCCAUGGGGUCCCCCACCACCUCCAUCCCCCCUACCCCACCUCCUCCGCCCCCUCCUGCGGACAAGUCCUGUCCGGUGUGACCCCCCCACACCCCACACCCCUCUGACCUCUGACCCCUACCACUGUCUUUCUUUAACACCUUGUGUGUGGAGCAGGACUCUAACUCCCACUUAUUUUUAGCCUUUUACUUCCAAAUGCCCCCGAUGGGCAAGAUUUUUUAAUGGCUUGAUGAUGAUGAUGAUGAUGAUAAUAACGAUGAUGAUGAUGAUGAUGAUGAUGAUGAUGAUGAUUUUGUCUUGGAAUGGGAUCUUAGCAGAGUUCAGCAUCACGGCUGUGAGUGUUUGAGUGGCGUGUGUGUCGCGUUAUUACCUCCGCAGCGCGUACACACAGCCGUGCCGUGCAGUAGACCCCUAACCGGACACUCCGUGCGAUGGGGUGAUCCCGAAAGGUCCCGAUAACCUCUUCUUUUUUUUCCUUACUUAAUUUACUGUUUUAUAGUUAUAUUUGAAAGAAUGGCCAACAGACACAACGGCUUCGCAAGGACAUAAACUGUGAAAAAACUGGUGGACAAGAAUAGGCUGACAUCGCUGCUCACAACGGGAAACUGAAUUAGCCAUCAUCCAGAGAGAUAGAUAGAGAGAUAGAGAGAGAGAGAGAGAGAGAGAGAGAAAGAGAGGGAAUGAGAAGGAGGGAUGAAGGAUCAGACUGGAAGGUUUCAGACUGAGCAGACAGAUGUGAGAUUUUUUAUAUAUAUAUAUAUAUAAAGGCUGUAUGUAGGGAUUGCGGUGGAACGGCGGAUUGAAUUUGUGUAUUUUUCUGCGGCUUGCGUUGUUUUGGUGGCUUUUGAUUGGCGGAGGACACCAGGCUGGCUUUUUAUUGGCGGAGGACACCAGGAAGGCAGGACUCUCUCCUCACGUACCCCUCAAGGAAACCCUACCGGGUAGCAGCUAACGGGAGCGACUCCAGAACCAGAUCCGCACCAUGGUGUGAGUGUGUGUGUGUGAGUGUGUGUGUGUGUGGUUCUCUCCGCCCUGGACAUCUCCUCGUAGAGCUCCUCAUGAAGAGCCAAGCUGGCAGAGCGGUCGGUUCGGCUCCUCGGGCGUGACCCACUGGACCCGGACUUCACCCCACUGAGCUGCAUAGCAAGCUUGCUCCGGAUCGGGUUCUGCUGGGCUCGGCUGGGCUCGGCUGGGCUCGGCUGGGCUCAGAGCAGGGCCAGAUCUAUAGGUUCUGGAGUCCGCUGGUGUUUUGGACAGAACACCUACUGUAAGAUAAGAUAACGACAGGCACGUGUAGCACCUACUCUGCAAUAAGAAAUUCAGUUUUAAUAAGACACAACACAGAGAUGGACUAACACACACACACACACACACACACACACGCGCGCACGCACUAACACAUUCACACACACACACACACCCUUUCUGUGUGUGACAUAAGCUUUCUGAAACCAGUUUAUCUCUGCAUGAGUCUUCAAGGCAAGUUUUGCAGUUCCUCUCUGCUACAGCAUCAGCUGGAAAACACACCCACACACCCACACACACACUUCCUCUCGGCUAUAGCAUCAAUGGGAACGCAUCAUUCAGCUGCUAGUGGCCAGCAGGCCUGUAGAUACCGGCUGCAGAGAUAUUUCCAAAACAGCAACUCUUCAACUCAAACAUCUCUGUGUGAUCCUGUGUCCUGUAAUUAACUCUGUCACACACACACACACACACACACACUCACACACACUCUUCAAGUCAAACUCAAACAUCUCUGUGUGAUCCUGUGUCCUGUCACUAACUCUCAGUCAUAGGCCAUUUAUGUACAGUGAUUUCAAAAGAAAAGAAUAGAAAUGUUCUAUGAAGUAUAACUGGAAAUCGACAGAUGGGGAAUAAUGUCUUAUGAAAGUCAUAUCAGUCGACGCCAAGCUCUCCUUAUGUGGAGGCACAACAUGGCUUCUGUCUUCUGGGGAAACAAAAUGUCUGACUUCCUUCUUUACUCUACUUUAAAGAUGAUAUCACAAUAACUGUAUGGUUGUACUGUGUGCGUGAGUGUGAGUGUAUGUGUAGUAUUUGUAUGCGUGUGUGUGCAUGCUCUUGUGGAACCUGUGUGGCACACUUCCAUGUGUGCGUCAGUUUGCGCGUCUGUGUGUGUGUAUCGUGACGCAGCACGAACAGGUCAUUCAUUGUAUAAUUCACAAAGGUAAGCUUGACUGUGCAGUACUGCACCACGCCACAAGAGGGAGCUGCACUGAUUACCCCUCUCCUCACUCUGACUGGACUCUUCACUUUCUCAGAGACGAGUCUCGGCCUCUGACAGCACUGGGCCUUACACACACACACACACACACACCCACACACACAUAUAUCACCCUGAAUGCAGCUCCUACUCUUCCCUCACACACACCUGACUGUUCCACUCAAUACCGAUCAGACUCCUCUCUCUCAUCCUCUCAGCCAGGGAGUCCAAGCAGUCGGUCUCUCUGCUCCUGAGCACACGCAGACACACAAUAACACCAGAGUGAGAUGGAGUCACAGACACAAUAACACCAGAGUGAGAUGGAGUCACAGACACAAUAACA
Molecule: messenger RNA, 7106 nt
Organism: Clupea harengus (Atlantic herring)
Lineage: Eukaryota; Metazoa; Chordata; Actinopteri; Clupeiformes; Clupeidae
Gene: srgap2
Product: SLIT-ROBO Rho GTPase activating protein 2
Exons: 24
Coding region: 1180-4623 (1147 amino acids)
Biological process (GO): signal transduction
Molecular function (GO): protein binding
Source: RefSeq, a predicted model, not a curated record